Messenger RNA from Pseudophryne corroboree (corroboree frog), 2299 nucleotides. RefSeq names its product serotransferrin-B-like. The record is from RefSeq and is a predicted model, not a curated record. The transcript has 17 exons. Bases 77 to 2158 code for a protein of 693 amino acids. Gene Ontology annotation, biological process: antibacterial humoral response; iron ion transport. NCBI's taxonomy places the organism in Eukaryota, Metazoa, Chordata, Amphibia, Anura, Myobatrachidae. Gene Ontology annotation, cellular component: recycling endosome; plasma membrane; extracellular region.
AUAACAUCUCUACACACACAGAGGUCGGACAGUAAGUGAAGAACACUCUCAGUCUAACCCACAGGGACAGCGGAGGAUGACUCCUUACUUACCAGUGAUUCUGUGCCUUAGCACAGUGUUUCAUCUUACCACCUCCAAAACAAGAAGUAUUCGCUGGUGUGUAACUUCAGAUAGUGAAAACAACAAGUGUAAGGAACUGGGGAGAUCCUAUAAGAAUGCAGAUAUCCGGCUCAGCUGUGAGAAGAGAUCCAGCACUAUGGACUGUUUCCUCGCAAUUAAAGAUGGAGAGGCAGAUGCUAUUUCGGUGGACAGUGGUAAUGUGUAUAAAGCCUCCCUGCACCCAUACAACUUGAAACCAAUCAUGGCAGAAAGCUAUGGCUUACAAAAAGACACUUGCCAUUAUGCAGUGGCUGUGGUGAGAAAAUCAAGUUCAUUUAAGUUUAAUGAACUAAAGAACAAGAGAUCGUGCCAUACUGGAGUAGGACACAUCGCUGGCUGGUACACACCGCUGAGAGUUCUUCAUGAGAAGAAGCUAUUGAACUGGACUGGAGAUGAAGUUGAAAGAGCAGUCUCAAAGUUCUUCUCAGCAAGCUGUGUGCCGGGAGCCACUGAGCCAAGCCUGUGUAAGCAAUGUGCAGGGAGACGGAGUAAGAAGUGCAGUCUCAGUAGUGAUGAGCCAUACUACAGCUCUGAUGGAGCGUUCAAAUGUCUGAGAGACAACAAAGGAGACGUAGCAUUUGUGACGCACAUGUCCAUUCCAGCUGAGCUCAAAAAGAAUUUUCAGCUGUUGUGCCCAGACAAUACAAGGAAACCCAUUGACAAAUACCAGGAGUGCAAGUUGGCUAGAAUUCCCACCAAUGCUGUGGUGACGAGGAGUUCGGGUGACAAGACUACGGAUAUCACUGAAUUUUUACAGCAUGCUCAGAAUAAAGAAAUCAAAUUAUCCAGCUCCAAGUAUGGGAAGAAUCCGCUUUUCAAAAACUCUGCCGCAAGCUUAAUCCCCCUACCGUCUGCAAUGGAUGCUUUCCUGUAUCUAGGAGCGAGUCUUUAUAAAUCCAUUCAAGCAAUGUCUGUUACUACAGUGGAUAUCGUUCCAUCCAAGGAGACUCUGCGCUGGUGCACCCAAAGUAGGCAGGAGAAGAUAAAGUGUGAUAACUGGACACCGGUAACCGGCGGGACCAUUGAAUGUACUGAGGCCUCUUCGGCAGAUGAAUGUAUCCUGCAGAUAUUGAAAGGUGAAGCUGAUGCAGUGACACUGGAUGGAGGGUACAUGUAUACAGCGGGCCAAUGUGGGCUGGUCCCAGUACUUGGAGAGUACUAUAACCAAGAUGAUACAAAAUCAUGCAGAACCAGUGGAUCAAAAACACAGGGUACAUAUUAUGCUGUUGCCAUUGUGAAGAAAAUCAACAAGGAUAUCUCAUGGAACAGUCUUAAGGGGAAGACAUCAUGUCACACAGCUGUAGGGCGCACCGCUGGCUGGAAUAUUCCUGUUGGUCUUAUUAAUAAGAAAAACAACAAUUGUGAUAUUGGUUCGUACUUCAAUCAAAGCUGUGCUCCUGGCUCUGAUAUUAACUCUAACUUCUGCAAGCUAUGUAUUGGUGACCCCCAGAAAAGCCUGAUAAAUGCGAAAUGCUCUCCCAGUGAUGCAGAGGCUUAUUAUGGUUACUCCGGAGCUUUCAGGUGCUUGGUGGAGAGAGGAGACGUGGCUUUCGUGAAGCAUACCACUGUAUUUGAAAAUACAGAUGGCAAAAAUCCUGCAGAUUGGGCCAAGAAACUGAAAUCCAAUGAUUUUGAGUUGCUGUGUGUUGAUGGCUCUCGUGCCUCGGUCGGCGACUACAAGGCAUGCAACCUGGCUGAGGUCCCAGCACAUGCUGUUGUUAGUCGACUGGAGAAGCGGAACCAUGUUUUAAAGAUUGUUAAGAAACAGCAGUCACUGUUUGGGAGGAAUGGAACCCAGAGACACAAAUUUCAAAUGUUCGGCUCUAAGGAAGGCAAGGACCUACUCUUUAAGGAUUCUACGCAGUGUUUGCUUGAGAUUGAUCAGAAAAUUACUAUGGAAGACUACCUGGGAAAAACAUACUAUUCUGCUGUGUCCACUCUUAACAAGUGCUCAACAACAUCAGAACUGCUCUCUGCCUGUAUGUUCCACAGCUGCUAAGGAAAUCUGCAAUCAAGAGUUAUCCACUGACUGUUCAUUAUUUUGCGCUAUCCACAUCUUUUCUCCAACUAAGUCCUAGAUUUAUCCUAUCUAGAAAUGCCUCUCCUUUGUUCAAUAAAUGCUCAUGGCGUAAAUACAGAA